This is a messenger RNA of Sitodiplosis mosellana (orange wheat blossom midge), 3510 nucleotides long. RefSeq lists its product as uncharacterized. NCBI's taxonomy places the organism in Eukaryota, Metazoa, Arthropoda, Insecta, Diptera, Cecidomyiidae. The transcript is spliced from 2 exons. Gene Ontology annotation, molecular function: nucleic acid binding. Gene Ontology annotation, biological process: DNA integration. The annotation marks the transcript as partial. The record is from RefSeq and is a predicted model, not a curated record.
AUGCUGCAUUUUCCCGUUACUUCAUCGAAUAGCGCUGCGAGUUCAACGAAUAACGCCGCGAGUUUCACAAAUACCGCCGUUCCAGGGAGACCAGCACCAAAUCAGGCGAGUAACUCAUUUUCAAAUCCUGAAAUGCGAACACUCGCAACAAAUGUUUUUUCGACCAUUCAUGCUCCAAAAUCUGUCUUGCUCGCGACAGCUCUCAUCCCAGUGGAAAACGUGAAAACCGGUAAAGUCACCGUUUUACGUGCACUCAUCGACGACUGUUCAGAAGGCACGAUUAUAUCUGAGCAUGCCACCAACGUUUUGGGUCUUCGACGAACAUCUGCCAUCACCGAAGUCAACGGCGUAGGCCAAAACCAUGCUGGAACUAGCAACGAAAUAGUUCAAUUUGCAUUGCGAUCCAAUGUACAUCGAGAUUAUCGAGUUUUUGUCGACUUAGCCAUCGUAAUGAAAGUCGUCACAUCUGAUUUGCCAAGCCGACGGGUUACGCCCCAAGAUUGGCCACACAUUCAUGGAUUAGUGUUAGCUGAUCCAACUUACUUCGAACCAGGAAAAAUUGAUCUGCUCAUCGGCUCAGAAUGGUCUGCAUCGAUCAUGUUACCAGACACACGCAUCGGUCAACCAAAUCACCCAAUCGCUCGAAAUACAUACUUUGGGUGGAUUUUGCAUGGCCAGACAGCAUCAAUUUCCAAACCCAAUUCAGCUAACAAUCAAAAGGUCACCAUACGGACUCAUCACACGUCCAUAGAUCUCAGCUCAUUAUUUCACGACUUCAUCGAAGCUGAAAAAAUACCGCAAGAGAAAUCGCAUACCGAAGAGGAAAAAUGGUUUAUGGAUUUCUUCAAACAAACGCAUCAUCGUCAACCCAAUGGAAAAUACAUGGUGCGUCUUCCAUUCAAAUCAUACAAUUUAGGGCGCUCACAUCAAAUUGGCGUGAAUUGGUUUCAUCGUUUGGAACGCCGUUUCAAUCGCGUGGAAGGUUUGCGAGAGCGCUACGAAGCAGGUAUCAAUGAAUAUUUUCAACUUAAUCAAAUUAUACCUGCUCCAUUCCCAGAACAAGCAUACGUCACUCACGACGACAAUGGAAAUGUAAUUGUUCGAGCGUGCGUUUUACCACACCACGCUAUCAUCAAAGAAGACAGUCUCCCCACGAAGACUCGAAUCGUUUUCAAUGCAUCGGCAAAAACGUCCAACGGUCGCUCCUUGAACGAAAACUUAUGCAUCGGUCCUGCACUGCAAAACGAAUUGCCCGCUGUAAUUCUCAACUGGAGAUUGUACGAAUUUGUUUUCACCGCAGACAUUCAGCGCAUGUAUCGUUGCAUUGAUAUGCACCCUGACGAUGUACCAUAUCAACAAAUUUUAUGGAGAAACGAUUCGGGUGAGUUGCAAACAUUUUGCCUAACAACCGUAACAUUUGGAACAGCACCAGCCCCUGCGAUUGCUAUCUCGGUGAUGCACCAGAUUGCCAAUGAUGAGAAGGAGAAUUUUCCGCUCGCCGAAUCGAUUCUAAAGCAAGAAAUGUACGUCGACGAUGUACAAUCUGGCGGGCAUUCGAUCGAAAGUGCCUUAGCUAAACGAGAUGAUUUAAUCGCUGCACUCAAAUCAGCGGGUAUGGAGCUGCGGAAAUGGGGCAGCAACCAUCCAUCGUUAUUAUCAUCGAUUCCAAUUGAACAUCAAUCCAUAAAUUCAGCGUUAGAGUUCAACACGGACGAAACCGUCAAAACGCUCGGAAUGAUUUGGCAACCUGGCGCCGAUCAAUUCAAAUACAAACUCCGAUUUGAACCAGCAAAAAUUGCGACGAAACGAGCUGUUUUGUCAACAACUGCUCGCCUCUACGAUCCGUUGGGUUACAUCGCACCGGUUGUGGUCGUUGCAAAAAUCAUUCUCAAAAGCAUCUGGGGCCAUAACUCAUCAACUCACAAUGAUGCUCAAUCGAACCAAGAGACAGCAUUGAAUUGGGACGACGUUUUACCAGAAUCGCUCAACGAACUUUGGAACAAAUUUCUGGGGGAAUUGCCUGACAUCGAGAAGAUAUCCAUACCAAGAUGGAUCCAAUUUGCGCCGAAUCAAAUUCAAUCAAUCGAGUUACAUGCAUUUUGUGACGGCGCAACAUCAGCAUAUGCAGCAAAUGUGUACAUACGAAUGCAGUACAGCAAUGGAUUGGUACACACGCAUCUACUCAUCGCCAAAAGCAAGGUAACUCCAACCAAACCAUUAACCAUUCCACGAAUCGAAUUGUGUGGAGCUGAACUUGCCACUCGAUUAGCAGUUUGGGUAAAAUCAAAUCUUCAGAUCUCAGUCGAUCAAAUUCCGAUUUAUUUUUGGUGUGACGCAACGAUUGUGUUACAUUGGAUUCAUGGAGACAUCUCACGUUGGAAAACGUACGUUGCAAAUCGAAUUAGUAAGAUUUUAUCAUCAACGUCACCCAAACAAUGGAGCCAUGUUGGCACUCACGAUAAUCCUGCCGAUUGUGCCACUCGUGGAUUGACACCGACACAGUUAUCCAAGUUCGAUUUGUGGUGGAAGGGACCGGAUUGGUUAGUCAAAUCAAAAAAGGACUGGCCUACAUUCAAACCGGGCGUCAUUAGCUUCAGUGAGGAUUUGGCAGAAGUAAAGUCAUCCGAAAUUCAUGUUCAUGUGAGCAUUCAAACCGAAUCGAUUAUGUUUCUGUAUUCAUCGUUAUACAAAUUGAUUCGGGUCAACGCAUGGAUUCGUCGAUUUCGUCACAACGCACUCAACAAAUUGAAACGAAUGCAAGGAGAACUGACCGUAGCAGAAAUCCAAUCCAGUUUGUUCCAGUUGGUCCGUCUCGUGCAAGCGGAAGCAUUCGGUAAGGAGAUUAAAUGUAUUUCCAAUAAUGAACCUUUACCCAAGAAAUGUAAAAUUAGCGGAUUAGCACCAUUUUUGGAUGAACAAAAUAUUGUCCGUGGCCGACAUGCCGUUCGGUCACGUAUUCGCAAGUGUGUCACCUGCUUCAAAGCAAAACCAGAAACAACAACACAAUUGAUGGGAAAUUUGCCGUACAAUCGCGUUAAUCCACCUCAUCGACCGUUCUUAGCCACUGGAGUGGACUUCACUGGUGCAAUUGAACUCAAAGCAUCCAAAUUUCGUGGCAAUACGACGUACAAGGGAUACAUUGCUCUGUUCAUUUGCCUCGCAACCAAAGCUGUUCACCUCGAAGCAACGACGGGAAUGACAACUGAACAUUUUUUGUGUGCAUUGCAUCGUUUCAUCGGACGUCGAGGCAAGCCUCGUGAUAUGCACAGCGAUAAUGGCACCAAUUUCGUCGGCGCCGAGAAAAUCGUCGGUCAUAAUUCAUUUGUAGACGCUAUCAACAAAGACAUUGUGCCAAAAUUGUCAAUGCAAGGCAUUCAGUGGCAUUUCAAUCCACCACAUUCGCCGAAUUUUGGAGGACUUUGGGAAGCCAACAUCAAAUCGCUCAAAUUCCACUUGAAACGAAUGAUCGAUGGAACACGACUCACAUUCGAAGAGCUCACAACUGUCUUG